AUGCUCGUCAAGCUCUUAGCAUCAGUCAUUCUUUUGGCAACCCAAGCCUUCACUGCAAAUGUAUCUGCAUCUUAUCACUACGAAUUAGGGCUAAAUAGCACUGCAUACCAACAACAGUUUGACGAGCUCCUCCAACACGGAUACCGUCUCACUUACAUUAGUGCCUACUCCGAUGAGCACAACCAAACCCUCUUCUCGGGGGUAUGGAAAAAGACGAGUACAUCUGUACCCUGGACUGCUCGACAUGGCCUCACUGGUUCUCAAUAUGACACCCUUUCCACCCAGCUGAAAGGUCAAAACUACCACCCGGUCGUUCUCAACGCGUACAACCUCCCAAAUGGCGAGCCGCGGUUCGCAACGAUCUGGGAGAAAGCAUCGGUCGGCACUUGGGAACAACAACGGGACAUGACAGAAGCCCAGCUCAAGGCCAAAGUGUCUUCACUGGGUCAGCUCCGGAUUACCAUCCUGACCCGCUAUGUCGUGGGAAAUCAAGUCCGCUUCGCCGCGACGUGGGGAAAACGCACGGCUACUGACUGGCAUGGUGAUUGGUUCUAUUCCCUUGGAAAAACUAGCUUUGAUACCGGCUCGGCGUCCGAUGGAUAUAAGGCAAUCUCUAUGAAUGCGUACUCUGUGAAUGGAGAUCCUAUCUUCGAUGUUGUCUGGCAGAGAGUGAGCUCUGGUGGUUGGGACGCACCUGUAAUGUCAUAUCAAACCUCGGGCGUGGACAAGGAUACGUACGGGAGGACGUACAAGGGAUACGUUGGAACUGGAUUUGGCCCUCGAGUGUUGACUGGUUAUUAUCUUGAAGGUUGUGGUAUCCAGUAUGCUGCGACCUUCGAAAAGGAUUCCUGA
Molecule: messenger RNA, 852 nt
Organism: Penicillium subrubescens
Lineage: Eukaryota; Fungi; Ascomycota; Eurotiomycetes; Eurotiales; Aspergillaceae
Exons: 1
Coding region: 1-852 (283 amino acids)
Source: RefSeq, a predicted model, not a curated record